AUGGCGGCUGGGCCGGGCCCACGCUCCAAAACAAAGGGCAGGCAGCCCGCGGGGCGGCGGCAGGAGGAUGCCUGGCGCCGGGCCAGGGCGCCAACGGCCAGAUCGCGUCCCCGGCCCCACCGGGACCGCCUGAGAGCCGAGCCCGUGCCGACCGAGCUUGGGCCGGAUGGGCGCUGCGGACCGGGCCGCGGACCGCCGAGCGGCCUGUUUCUUUUGUCAGAGAGUCCGACAGAGCCGUAGCUCCUCCAGAGCUGGCCCGGAGCUGAGUGGCGAGCGCCCAGCAGACAUGGUGAAAAUGACCAAGUCCAAAACGUUCCAAGCUUACCUGCCGCACUGUCACCGCACUUACAGCUGCAUCCACUGCAGAGCCCAUCUGGCCAAUCAUGACGAGCUCAUCUCCAAGUCCUUUCAGGGAAGUCAGGGACGAGCCUACCUCUUCAACUCUGUGGUGAAUGUGGGCUGUGGCCCUGCUGAGGAGAGAGUCCUUCUAACCGGGCUACAUGCCGUGGCUGAUAUCUACUGUGAGAACUGCAAGACUACGCUCGGGUGGAAAUACGAACACGCCUUUGAGAGCAGUCAGAAGUACAAGGAAGGGAAAUUCAUUAUUGAACUCGCCCACAUGAUCAAAGACAACGGCUGGGAGUGAGCAAGCGCCCCCUCCCGUCUGCACGCUGUCAUGGAAGCUGGGUAGAAGUAAGACCUAGGUUCUUGCCGACAAUACUUCUUGAACUUAAGCUCGCAGGCCAGUUUGAACACUUGAAGGCCUCUCUCUAGGCUGUCCACUCGGGUAAGGUGCCCCAUCUGCCCCUUCAUGUACACUGCUGUCCCUUGAAGUUUGCAUUCUUUUUCUAACUUAAGUUCUAGAGAAAGAAUUAACCAACUGAUGACUCACCUGAGUUAAUACCGUCUUUUACCCUACGCCUUCAACAUAGUGUGGCUGUGUUUUCACCAAACCAAGUCCCUAAAAGCACAGAAGCAGCGUCUCCUUCACAAGCAAAGGUGUAGUGAGCAGCAGUAGUCAACAGAGUGAAAUGUGGAGGAUGUUGCUUCAAGCACUG
Molecule: messenger RNA, 1058 nt
Organism: Acomys russatus (golden spiny mouse)
Lineage: Eukaryota; Metazoa; Chordata; Mammalia; Rodentia; Muridae
Gene: Ypel1
Product: yippee like 1
Exons: 5
Coding region: 167-646 (159 amino acids)
Source: RefSeq, a predicted model, not a curated record